Panonychus citri (citrus red mite) is the source of this 1985-nucleotide messenger RNA. Its product is annotated as glycerophosphocholine phosphodiesterase GPCPD1-like. The record is from RefSeq and is a predicted model, not a curated record. Lineage: Eukaryota; Metazoa; Arthropoda; Arachnida; Trombidiformes; Tetranychidae. Gene Ontology annotation, biological process: glycerophospholipid catabolic process. Gene Ontology annotation, molecular function: glycerophosphocholine phosphodiesterase activity.
AUCAAUUUUAAUUGUGAUUUAAUUGUUCAUCUAAUCAUUUUGUUAACUCCUUUUGAUAUUUUCUAUUUGCUUUCAUUUGUUUGGAAUUUUUUUCUCUAUUUGAUUUUAAGACUGUUUUUCUUUUUCUUUUCAAUAUUUUGAUUGUUUUGUUUUCGUUUUCUGUGAAACAAUUAGAUUUAAUUUCUUUUCUUACUCCAAAAUGGAAAAGAGUGAAAAGUGUUUCAUUAUUUCAAUUCCAUUUAGUCCAAUCUCUUGGUUAUCCUCAUCAAUUUACAAUGGAAAUUAUGAUUUUCGAAUUCACCUUUCACCAAUCAGCCAAUCAUCUACUGAUGAAGAACGUGUUACCUUUGAUGUUACAGUUUUAAACGAAAAUGGAUCGACCUUUGCUGUUCAACCAUCCAAAGGUAUUAAAUAUUCAGAUGAUUAUUUCUUGUUCAAAACAAUUACUAAAAACAAUCUCACGGGAAUUCGAAUUGAAUUUUUCGCUGAUGAUGAAAAGCCUAAAGUGUCUUCUUUUGCCAUGUUUGAGAACAAAUCUCCUGGAAUGGUUCAAUCUCCAAUCAUUGACACUGAGCUUAAUGUUGUGGGUACAAUUAAAGUUCAAUACUUGAUUGUUAAACCGUAUCCAUUUGAAUUGGACCAGGAGCCUUGUUCUAAGUUUAACAUUUUCCUCAAAAAUGGAGUCCAUGUUGGUCAUCGGGGAGCUGGAGUUAGCCGAAGAAAUGACCUAUCGGAUAAUAUCCUUGAGAAUACAAUUCUAUCCUUAAACCAUGCGAUCAAACAUGGAGCUGAUAUGGUUGAAUUUGAUGUUCAUCUUUCCAAGGACGAUAUUCCAAUAUUGUAUCACGAUUUCUCCGUCAACGUAUCACUAACAAAGAAAGGAUCAAAUGACGUUGAAAUCCUAGAGAUUCCAGUUAAAGAUUUAACUUAUCAACAGCUUAAAAUAUUGAAGCUUGGACCUUCACGCGAUCAUGAUGGACCAUUUGAUUUCCAUGCCGAUGAUACUGAAGACAAUCAACCUUUCUGUAGAUUGGAAGACGCAUUGAACACGGUUACCCCUUGUGCUUUUAACGUUGAGGUCAAAUAUGAAACGGGCAGUGGUUGUUACAAGGAUCUUAAUCAUUUCGUUGAUACAAUUUUGAAGACAGUUUUUGAUCAUCACAAUAAUCGUGAUAUAAUUUUCUCAUCAUUUGAUCCUGAUGUUUGUGCCAUGAUUAGCUUGAAACAGAAAAAAUUUCCAGUUCUCUUUCUGACUUACACUGAAGAUCGUAUGGUUAAAAUGACCUCCGAUCUAGAAAGAAUGACCUGCCUUGAAAUGGCCUGUUAUUAUGCAUCAGCAAUGGCAUUCUCGGGAGUUAAUUGUUAUGCACAAAAUUUAAUCACUGAUAAAUCAUUGGUUAAAUAUGUAAUCAACAAAGGAUUACUCUUAUUUUGUUAUGGCAAUCCAAUCAACACAACUUCAAUUGUUGAAGAUUUAAUCAAUGAAGGUGUUCACGGUGUUAUCUACGACAAAAUUGAUGUAAUUUCACCCAAGAAACUACUCGAAUCCACAAUUGCCGCUUCAACAUCAUCUGGGGACAUGCCCGUUGCCAGGAAAUUGUCAGCAACUAUUAAUGUUUUCAGUGUUGAUCCAAGUUCAACAAUUAACCAAGAUAAAUGAUUUCACAAAUGAAAAGUCAACAAUCAAUACCAUCUAUCACCUAUAGCCAAUUAUAUUGAGAAUUGCAAUCAUUGAUCUAUUACGAUUUAACUUGCUUAAUUGCUAUUUUACUCAAAUUUCCAGACUAAAUUAUAACCAAAAGUAUUUAAAUUAACUAAUCCCCUUUUCAAUAAUCAACCCAAGGCCCUGAAUUAUAAAUUAGCAUCAUUUACAGGUAUUAAUUUCUCAAUUGAAUGAUCACCGGAAAUAAAAUUAAUAAAAAAAUAAUAAGUUAACUGUUGAAUCAACAAUUAUAGUUUGAUUCUAUUGGUUAAAUUAAUUUAAA